Messenger RNA from Debaryomyces fabryi, 2025 nucleotides. RefSeq lists its product as uncharacterized. Lineage: Eukaryota; Fungi; Ascomycota; Pichiomycetes; Serinales; Debaryomycetaceae. Gene Ontology annotation, cellular component: cytoplasm; membrane. The record is from RefSeq and is a predicted model, not a curated record. Bases 1 to 2025 code for a protein of 674 amino acids. Gene Ontology annotation, biological process: protein folding in endoplasmic reticulum. The transcript has a single exon.
AUGAUUAUCAAUGAUAACAGAUUGACUUUCUUAUUGAUUCACUUUAUUACAUUAUUUCAGACUAAUGGUGCAGAAUUAUUAGAAACCCCCCAAAAUAUACCCAUAAGAAAACCUGCUUGCACUACGGACUUAUGCUUAAUAGACGCUGAAAACAUUUUCGACCAUCAAACCAGUCUUUCCAAGGUAAGGCCUCCUAUUCAUAACCCCCCUUCAAUACCCGAAUAUACGUAUGCAACCAUAUCAACAUCAACAGCGACGUCGACAUCUACGUCGACAUCUACGUCUAUAUCCACAGUCUUAUCUACGCUAACUUCUGUCGUAUCCACAAUUUCUACCGAAUCUAUGUCCAGUUCUGAUAGUCCAGUUUUUUCUAUUUUAGAGAAAGUUAUACCUGAAAUAAGCAAUUCUGACGAUGUGAUUAUAACAGACCAGUCAAGUAAUACACACUUAGAGAUCCUCAGUGAGGUGAAUUCCACGAAUUUUACAAGCGGCACAGCGGAGCCUUUUACCCCUGUGCAGAAUUACACUAGCAAGAGAAUCCCACAGAAUCAGUCGAAUGAAACUAUCGACGAAUGCCACUUUCUAUCUUUCGAAGAGUGGAAACGGCAAAAAGCUGAUAAUAAGCAAAUAAAUGACUCUCAGCCACAAGCAGACAGUAUUUCAAAAGAGCUAGUUCCUACCAACAGUGGUGUAGAUAAUGGGACGCAAAUAAUCCUGCCAUCAGAUGAAGAUCAAGGAAAAGUAUAUAAAGAUCGAUUUAAUUAUGCAUCAGUGGAUUGCGCUGCUACUAUCGUGAAAACUAACUCUCAUGCCAAAGGAGCAUCAGCUAUUUUAGUCGAAAACAAGGAUUCUUAUUUAUUGAAUCAGUGCUCUUCACCACAGAAAUUUGUUGUUAUUGAGUUGUGUCAAGAUAUUCUUGUUGAUACUGUUGUGAUUGGAAAUUUUGAAUUCUUUAGUUCAAAUUUUCAUAAAAUACGGAUUUCUGUAUCUGACAGGUUUCCUGUUGGCUCAUCUGGGAUGAAGGUUUUAGGUGAAUUUGAAGCUGAGAAUGUAAGAGAUGUUCAGUCUUUCAAUAUUGAAAACCCGCUUAUUUGGGCGAGGUAUUUAAAAUUGGAGAUUUUAAGUCACUAUGGAGACGAAUUCUACUGUCCGAUAUCACUCAUUAGGGUUUAUGGGAAAACAAUGAUGGAAGAAUUUAAAAUGGCUGAAGGUCAUGAGUCUUUUAUUGGUGGAGAACCCGAAAUUAAGAACGAGGAAUUAGUAAUAAAUAAUUCCAUGAAAGAUAUUUCAAACUUCACAGGUAUUAAUAUUCAAAAUGAGGAAUGUAGGGUGGCUUUGCCUCACUUGGGAUUGAAUGAUUUUUUAAAAGAUAUUAAUUCAACAGCUAGCGAUUACUGCGAUGCGUUAUAUCCAUUAAUUAAUGAACCCGAAACAACCCAGACAAUAGAAACUAAAACUACACAGGAAUCGAUUUAUAAAAAUAUAAUGAAAAGAUUAUCUUUAUUGGAAUCAAAUGCUAGUUUGUCUUUAUUAUAUAUUGAAGAACAAAGUAAGUUACUUUCCCAGGCCUUUACAAAUCUAGAAAAACGACAGUCUUCAAAUUUUGAAUCUUUGAUUAAUUCGUUUAAUGAUACCAUGCAUAACCAAAUAUCCUAUUUUAAGAACGCAUAUUUUAAUAUUCAGGUCGAGGCAUCUAAAUUAUUUAAGUCGCAGGAAUAUAAUCAUCAAAGUUUGCUAGAAGAAUCACAUCAUAAAAUGACUAUAUUAGGGAAUCAGUUAAAGUUUCAAAAGAGGCUUUCGAUUUUGAAUACUAUGAUCAUUAUCUGCAUUCUAUCUUAUGUUGUGCUUACUAGAGAUGUUUAUAUAGACGACCACAUGGAUAAUGAUCAUUACCAAGGGCAAUUUCGAAGCUUGCAGAACGCUUCUGGAUAUUCAAAUUUGCUUAAUAAGUAUAAAAGGAAAAGUUCUAGGCGAAAUAACAGAACAAAAAAACGGAAGCAAAAAUCUACAGGUUCUAUCAAAUAA